Porites evermanni is the source of this 346-nucleotide messenger RNA. NCBI's taxonomy places the organism in Eukaryota, Metazoa, Cnidaria, Anthozoa, Scleractinia, Poritidae. The record is from the annotation of a GenBank genome assembly.
AUGUGCAGAAUAUCACUGGCCAGAGUUUCACAACUUGUUAAAAAAGAGUAGCAAUGAAAAACUGACUCCAGCCGAUAGGUAACAACCUGUUUUGGACAAACCACAUCUCUUAGAUCGGCUGCUUUCUGAAAGAACAGAUCGUUUUGUUAAGGAUUGGUUGAAGGAUUCAUUGCAGGCUUCCUGGCAUUGGUAUAGGUACGAAUAUGGAGUCCAAAGGGGUUCUAUCCAUUGUCAUGGAGUUGCUAAGUUGAAAAAUGACCCAGGAUUAUGUUCCCUCACAGAGAAGGCCCUUAAGGGAUACUUGGCUUCAAAAUAUAGAUAUGGAAAAACAAAAUAUGCUGUCUAA